CCAGAGUUCACGAGUUCCACGGCCUCAAGAGCUCCCUGACCAUGUCAUCUAACUUGUUUCGGAAACCAUUUUCCUUAACAUCAAAGAAAUUGCGCCAUAAUUCUCAUGAUGCUGGAGGUAGCCAUAUCAGUGAGAAUGGGUACUCGGAGUCAACGCCACUCCUGCCUCAGAGUAACGUCAUAGCUACCUCCAGAGCUGAACAAUGGUCUUAUCAAAUCUACCAUGCUGCUCGCCAGAUAUACCUCCACAACCAUAUUCACGGACUUUUGAUAUUCCUACUCCCUGCUAUAGUCUCGAGCUUGGUACAUUGUCCUGCAAAGGUUCGAUUUACACUCAACUUCCUCGCCAUCAUUCCACUGGCGUCCUUGCUCGAGUUUUACUUGGAAGAGUUUUGCGCCAAGCAACGUUUGAUACUUGGAGGAAUCUUGGCUGGCGUCCUUGGAAACGGCAUCGAACUGAUUAUUGGAGUUGUGGCCAUCUGCAAUGAUGAAACUCUUAUCGUGCAAGACGCUAUCCUGGGGAGUCUUCUGUUCAACCUUGUACUUGUGACGGGGCUCUGCUGCGUGGCCGGAGGAGUCCGGUACAAGGAGCAGCACUUUGCUAUCCCAAUCCUCUCGUCCUUGUCCGGCUUUGCAAUGAUUCUUGUGGCCAUGUUGUUGACACCAACAGCUCUGGCAACAGUGGCCUGGUCUGGAAAAGACAUCGAUCAUAUUACAGAGGAUGGGCGCAUUAUAUCCAGCGGAUCCGCGAUUAUCUUCCUCGUGACAUAUGGGGGUUAUCUUAUGUUCCAACUCCGGACCCAUGUCAGCUUGUUUGAGAGCUCGCUUGCCGAGGAAGAUUCCUCUGACAUGACAAGCGAGGAACGUCACAGCACCUUGAAGCCACUCGUUGCAGUUAUUCUGUAUCUUGUGACGGCCGGCUUAGCUUCCUGGUGUGUUGUGUCAUUAUUCCAAGCAAUCCCCGAAGUGGCUGAGAAGUCAAGUCUCAGCAGGACGACUGUCGGAUUCAUCCUCCUCCCUUUUCUUGGAGGGGCGGGCGGCGCCAUCGCUUUGAUGACUGUGUCAUUCAGAGAUAAACAGGACCUUGCUCUUGGAUGCAUAGUGGGAAAUGUGAUCAACAUUACUCUAUUUGUAGUUCCUGUGUUGAUUAUCGUCGGAAGAGUUGUUGGCAACGAGCUGUCAUUAUAUUUUGGACAUGUCGAAAUGGUGGCUGUUUUGAUUUCUUCAAUGAUGGUGGUGCUGUUACUCCAAAAUGGACGGUCUACUUACUUUGACGGGUUACUUCUCCUUGGUUUGUACACUAUGGUUAUUAUGGCAGUGGUGGUACUGCCACAUGAGUAG
This is a messenger RNA of Exophiala mesophila, 1340 nucleotides long. RefSeq names its product calcium/proton exchanger. Gene Ontology annotation, molecular function: calcium:proton antiporter activity. Gene Ontology annotation, biological process: intracellular calcium ion homeostasis; calcium ion transmembrane transport. The record is from RefSeq and is a predicted model, not a curated record. The transcript is spliced from 2 exons. Bases 42 to 1340 code for a protein of 432 amino acids. Lineage: Eukaryota; Fungi; Ascomycota; Eurotiomycetes; Chaetothyriales; Herpotrichiellaceae. Gene Ontology annotation, cellular component: fungal-type vacuole membrane.